This is a messenger RNA of Gallus gallus (chicken), 1107 nucleotides long. Its product is annotated as steroid receptor seven-up. Gene Ontology annotation, molecular function: RNA polymerase II cis-regulatory region sequence-specific DNA binding; zinc ion binding; nuclear receptor activity. Bases 1 to 1107 code for a protein of 368 amino acids. NCBI's taxonomy places the organism in Eukaryota, Metazoa, Chordata, Aves, Galliformes, Phasianidae. Gene Ontology annotation, biological process: cell differentiation; regulation of transcription by RNA polymerase II; anatomical structure development. The transcript is spliced from 3 exons. The record is from RefSeq and is a predicted model, not a curated record.
AUGGCUCUGACCGCCGCUCCGUGGCCGGACCCCACUCAGCCCCCCCCGGACGUUCCCAAAACGUCGGAUAAAGGGGCUCCGGGGGGGAGCGGGGAGUGCGUGGUGUGCGGGGAUCGGGCGAGCGGGAGGCACUACGGGCAGCGCACGUGCGAGGGCUGCAAGAGCUUCUUCAAGCGCUCCGUGCGCCGCAACCUGCGGUACAGCUGCCGGGGGGGCCGCGACUGCCCCGUGGAUCAGCCCCACCGCAACCAGUGCCAGUACUGCCGGCUGCGCAAGUGUCUGCGGGUCGGGAUGCGCCGGGAAGCGGUGCAGAGGGGCCGCACGGCUCCCACUCCGAGCAGCGCAGCGCAGUACCCCCCGACCCCAGGGGACCCCUCCGGCUCUCCCGGCUCCCUGAGCACCUUCAUCUCCCUGCUGCUGCGUGCCGAGCCCUACCCUCCCACCCGCUGCGGCACCCAAUGCCUGCAGCCCGGCGGCGUGCUGGGCAUCGAGAGCGUCUGCGAGCUGGCCGCCCGCCUCCUCUUCAGCGCCAUCGAGUGGGCCAAAGGCAUCCCCUUCUUCCCGGACUUGCAGCUCUCGGACCAGGUUGCCCUGCUGCGCGUGGCUUGGAGCGAGCUCUUCGUGCUGAACGCGGCGCAGUGCUCCAUGCCGCUGCACGCCGCGCCGCUGCUGGCCGCCGCCGGGCUGCACGCCGCCCCCAUGGCUGCAGAGCGCGUCGUCGCCUUCAUGGACCACAUCCGAGUGCUGCAGGAGCAGGUGGAGAGGCUGAGGGUGCUGCACGUCGAUGCGGCCGAGUACGCGUGUCUGAAGGCUGUUGCACUCUUCUCGCCUGACGCGGCGGGGCUGUCGGAGCCGGGCCGGGUGGAGGGCGUGCAGGAGCGCUCGCAGUGCGCCUUGGAGGAAUACGAGCGCGGCCGCCACCCCGCGCAGCCCGGGCGCUUCGGGCGGCUUCUGCUGCGUCUGCCCGCCCUGCGCCGCGUCUCCGCCGCCGCCAUCGAGCAGCUCUUCUUCGUGCGCCUCGUGGGCAAAACCCCCAUCGAGACCCUCAUCCGCGACAUGCUGCUCUCCGGGGCGGCCUUCUGCUGGCCCUACGGCCCCAUGCAGUGA